Molecule: messenger RNA, 1781 nt
Organism: Maniola jurtina (meadow brown)
Lineage: Eukaryota; Metazoa; Arthropoda; Insecta; Lepidoptera; Nymphalidae
Product: gamma-interferon-inducible lysosomal thiol reductase-like
Exons: 4
Coding region: 285-992 (235 amino acids)
Molecular function (GO): oxidoreductase activity, acting on a sulfur group of donors, disulfide as acceptor
Source: RefSeq, a predicted model, not a curated record
UGUUUGCAAUGGGUUAUUCCCCAUCGUCUUUUGUCACGUCAUUUGUCAAUGUCAAGUGAUGUGCUGUCAAGAGAGAUUUUGUGGAUUUUGUUAUCGGUGAUUGCAAAUCUCAGAAAUUAAUAUUUUCUUGAAUUUAAUUGUUCUAAUUGGUGUAAGAAAUUAUACAUGCGUAACAAGUACUGGUAGAUAAUGUAAUGUUAAACUUCCAAUAUCGAAGUCACUUUUAGAAAAAAAAUAUAAAGAACCAAUGUUAUUACUUGAUUAAUAUUGGAAUUGCUUGCAAAAUGGCUUUUUAUUCAUGCAGUCGUUAUAGAUUGAUUGUUUUUAUUAUGCUAGCAUUGAUUAUAUGGCAAUGCUUCCGAUUAUUAUUACCAGAAAAACCUAGAAGUCUAUUUUCCGAGCAAACUAUACUGCAGUUAGAAGAUGAUAAGUACAACAAGCAUAAACUAGAUAAAGUAAAAGUAAGAGUGUACUAUGAAGCCCUCUGUCCUGACUCCAAGCAUUUCUUCAUCAAACAUUUAUGGCCAGUGACUGAAAAGUUGCAAGACUUUAUAGAUGUGACUUUAGUCCCUUAUGGCAAAGCUAGUACCAAAGAAGAAAAUGGACACUAUUAUUUUUCAUGUCAACAUGGUGAGGAAGAGUGUUAUGCAAACAAAGUUCAUGCUUGUGCGAUUGAUUCACUGGGCAACAUGACUGCUGCUGUCCAGAUCACCAAGUGCAUGAUAACUGAUAAUUUAGAUGCUGAUCAAGCUCUUUCUCGGUGUACGAAAGAAAUGGGCAUUGCUCCCGAACCUAUCAAUAACUGUGCUGUACACGCUCACGGAUCCGCUUUACUCAAACAACAUGGUGAUGACACAAAUAUUAUAAAACCAUCAUUUAUUCCAACAAUAACAAUCAAUGGCUCAAAAGAUAAUCAGGCUGCGAUUUUGAAGAACUUCCAUUUGGAGAUUUGCAAAUUGAUUGAUAUGCCUUUACCGCCACCGUGUUUGUGACAGUCAAUGAUGCACAGAGAAAGAGUUAAACAUAUUUUGCUGUACAAAUCGGGAUAGAUGUAGGAACUUACAUAAACUUUUUAGAAUGUAAACUGCUGUGAGUGGAUUUAUCUUCAAACUUAAAGAAAACUUAAUAGAAACUUUUGCUCAGAUAUUUGUCACAAAUAUAAGUUAGUAAGUUUAUUUUUGAGUCUUUUUCAAUCAAAUUUCGUUUUGGAAUCUUUUACAAAUGGCUUCUUAGGAGUAAAGAAUCAUACAUUUAUAAUGUCACAAUAUUAAGAAAAUAAGGUUUUAAGUAUUAUAAUAUAAUCAAUGUAUCAAAGAUCAGUGUACAGUGAUUCUGUACAAAUUCAUUCAGUCAAGUUUCUGCUUUGUGGAUGGUGCAAAUCAAUUGUGUAUUUUUUAAUUAAAAUCCUAUAUACUCACAUAUUAACUGUUGCGUUAAGCAAUUGUUGCGACUUGUAAAAAUGUAUAAGUAUAUAUAACUAUGCAGAUAACUUAUCGGUAAGUUUACCUUGGAUUUUACUAUGUACAAAUUAUUAUUGUUCCACUGCAUUUUCCUAUGCGUGAGGUAUGUUUUAAAAUCAAUUAUAAGAAUCACGCACACAGUGAUUAACUGAUAGUUUAUAGAAAAAUGGUAUCCAAAGUGUUCUAUAAAAAAGCAUAUAUGAUAAAAACUAGGAUUUACGUAUUUUGCAUAAUGAUGUCUAAAUUGGUAGAAACUACUAUACUAUAUACUCAUCAUGUGAUGAAUGAUGGGGGUUAUAAUUUACCUAAAAUUGGUUCCUU